AUGAAUAAUAAAGAGAAAACUGGAAAUUACAGAGUAAUAUGCGCCAAAUAUUCAGAUGGUGAUUCGUCUAAAUGGCCUGUUACUCACUUAAAACAAGCAUUUGAUAAGGACCAUGUAAAAUUUUUUUAUGAAUUGGACAAAAACAGUCUUUUAUUUAACAGUUGGAUGGAAAGACUAGGUCAAGAAGUAACUGAAAUAACAAAAUCAAAAGAAAAAUUAGUAUUGGAAGAUAUGCCUGAUGGAUAUAAAAUAUUUGUUCAAGGAAAAUUUCCAAAUAAUUCAAUACCAGAACCAUUACCUAUGAACUCUCAUCAAUCGCAAAAUAAAGGAAUUGGAAGUACAAGAACCGAUGUAUUUGUUUUUGGUAAUCCUAGAGGUUUAAAAUAUCGUUCAAAAUGUGAGUUCGUUCCUCACUUUUUAUGGCUUUAUUUUGGUAAAAAAGGUAGUUGUAAAUGUCGGAAAUGUGAAAUAGUGUUCACUAGAAAGAUAAAUCCAACUUCAAAUGGAUCUUAUCAUCAUCAACAGAAAUCAGUCAUCAAUAAUGUUGAUCAUGAUAUUGACAAAAAAACAUUAACUAAUUUUAACGGUUCUGAAUAUCGAAGUGGUGAACUAGUUUGGAUUUCUGUUACAAGCUCAAGUAUACCUAUUAAAUUGUUAAAAACAAAUGAAAAUUGCAAAAAUAAUGAAAACUUGAGUGAAAUUUAUUGGCCAGGAACAAUAAUUGAAGUUGUUACUACUACCGAUGAGAAUAAAAUAAACAGCCAUGUUGCUGAUUCAUCAAGCGUUUCAACAGAUCAAGCUAUUCUAUAUAAGAUAAAACUUCUGACAUUUAAUGAAACUUAUGAACGUCCACCAUCUACUAUAUCGCCAUGGCUUUCAAAAGAUCUCGAUGAUUUGAUCAAAGAAUACUCGAAUGAAAUUUAUUUCACUAAAUUCUUGGACGCAGUAAAAAUCGCAAAAAAUAUUCAGGGAUCUUUUGUAACAGGAAUAAUUUAUGAUUACAUAAUUAAUAGUAACAAUCUUGAUUUAAUUAAAGAUCCAAUUCAAAAAAAAAGAAUUGUUGACUCAAAAGGCUAUCCUCACUAUAGUGAAAUAUGGUUCGGUGCAGAACAAAUCAAAGUUUAUGAUUUUGUGAGAUUAACCUCAAAUAAUGAGUCAGAUGAAAAAGAAUAUUUUAGAAUAACAUCAAUCUACAGGUUGCCGAAUAAUAUAGUUCAAUUUGCUGGCGACUUAUACGUAUUAAAAAAACCAGGCGAUGAUAGUAAUAGUAAUAAUGGUGAAAUAUUCAGAACAUUGACGAUUAAAGAUUGUAAUUACAUAUCAAAAAAUUAUAUUUAUGAAGAGUACACAAUUGAUUUAGAAGAUGUUGCAGGACGGUUUUAUUUAAAUAGAAAUUCUAUCACUAAAUCAAUGAAUGCUACACAAGAAAGGUCUUCGAGAGAAGAAUUAUUUAGUGAAAUUGCAACGAAUAUUGAAGGCGAAAACACUGCCAGGAAAUCAAUAAUUUCAUUGGGUGAUUUUCAAAUAUAUGAGUCAAAGGGUUUUGAGGUCAUCUUUCCAUCAUUUAUUUCUCAUGAUUGA
Molecule: messenger RNA, 1581 nt
Organism: Entrophospora sp. SA101
Lineage: Eukaryota; Fungi; Glomeromycota; Glomeromycetes; Entrophosporales; Entrophosporaceae
Source: the annotation of a GenBank genome assembly